AUGUCGUAUCUCGCCCAGCCAGCUGUCAGCCGUGGUGACGUCAAGUCCGCGCAGCACGGCGUCGUCGCCCUCGACGAAACCGUUAUAGGCCGUCGUGUCAGGGAAGUGGGCCAGGAUGCCGUUUUGCAGAUCGAGCACGAAGAGGGCUGUACUGGUCAUGGCAGGCAUAUGUGCGUAUGGGCUCCGGAUGCAGGAUGCAAGAUGUCGACCGGCACGAAUGGAGGAGCUGACCCGGAUGAGUCUUAUAAGAGUCUGCACCGGAGUUGGCUUGCCAUGGCCGGAGAUGACUCGUUGAUGGAAAAGGGCGCGGCUGCAGAGCCUGUGUCGGCUCGAGAAGGCCCAACGACCGAAGCUGCAGAAGCGCGAGAAAACGUCGAGCCGUCGCCUCAUUCAGUCUUUCCGCCGUGGCAGCGGGCCGCCUGCGUGUACAUGGCCUCUCUGGCAGCUUUCACGUCGCCGGUCUCGUCCAGCAUUUACUACCCGGCCAUGCAGACGAUUGCCGCCGACCUGCACGUGUCCCUGACCAAGAUCAGUCUGAGCAUCACGACGUAUAUGAUCCUCCAGGGUGUUGCUCCCACGCUCACCGGCGGCUUCUCGGACCGUGUUGGCCGUCGCCCGGCCUACAUGCUCUGCUUCGGCCUCUUCAUCGCCGCCAACAUCGGCCUUGCUCGCCAGACCGACUACGCCGCCCUCCUGGUGCUGCGCGCCCUGCAGAGCGCCGGCAGCAGCGGCACGGUCGCGCUGUCGAGUGCCACGGUCGCCGAUGUCGCCACGCGCCAGCAGCGCGGCCGCUACAUCGGCCUGGCCGCGCUGGGCAGCUCCAUGGGCCCGGCUCUGGGCCCGCUGAUCGGUGGUCUGCUCGACCAUUUUCUCGGCUGGCGCGCCAUCUUCUGGUUCCUGGCCGUGCUCGGCGGCGUCCUGCUGCUGGCCAUCUUGACCUGCAUGCCUGAGACCUGUCGCAACGUCGUCGGCAAUGGCGCCGUGCCGCCGCAGCCCUGGAACCGGCCCCUGCUUGUUGUGCUGCGGGAUCACCGCCGCAAACGAAGCAUGAUGACUAAGCAAGAACCCACACCCACCAUCGCCAGCCUCGCCCACAAGAAGCGUCCCGGUCUGCUGUCGACGAUCCCGAUCCUACUCGACCGCGAGUCUCUCCUGACGCUCUUCUACAGCGGCCUGCUCUACGCCGGCUACUACGUCAUCCUCACCGGUCUGCCCCGCCAGCUCGCCGCCACGUAUCACUACAACUCCAUCCAGGUCGGCCUCUGCUAUCUGCCGCUCGGCCUCGGCCCCAUGCUCUGUCGGCCAUUCAUCGGCCGCCUCAUGGACGCCAACUUUCGGCGCCAUGCCCGCGCUGCUGGCGUCGACUCCUUCGCUGAUGACCGCCAGCUCAGCAUCGACAAUAUCCCCGUCGAACUGGCCCGCCUGCAGCUGUCUCUCGUCGUCGUCUACGGCCUCUGUGCCGUCAUCAUCCCCUACGGGUGGGUCAUGAACCUCAGACACCCGCCGCUGGCCGCCGUCCUCGUACUGCUCUUCAUCGUAGGCGUUCUCCUCUCGGCCGCCUUCCAGCCCCUCACCGCUCUCAUCGUCGACAUCAACCCCCGCAGCCCGGCCGCUGCCACGGCUGCUCAUCAGUUUGUCCGCUGUCUGCUCGGUGCCGCCGGCGUCGCUACCGUCAAUCCCAUGCUCGACAGCCUCGGCCGUGGCUGGACUACCACCCUAAUUGCCCUGCUCUGGGCCGUCAUGAGCGUCUGCUGGUGGAUCGUCAUCCUCAAGGGGCCGAAAUGGCGCAGGGAAAAGAAAGAGAAGAAGGAGAGGGAGGCCGAGGAAGCUGCCAAAGUCGCUUCAUCCAGUCGGUUGCAGGCAAUCAGACCCUCUAGACCUCUAGACCUCUAG
This is a messenger RNA of Grosmannia clavigera kw1407, 1893 nucleotides long. Its product is annotated as major facilitator superfamily transporter. Gene Ontology annotation, biological process: transmembrane transport. Bases 1 to 1893 code for a protein of 630 amino acids. The record is from RefSeq and is a predicted model, not a curated record. Gene Ontology annotation, molecular function: transmembrane transporter activity. NCBI's taxonomy places the organism in Eukaryota, Fungi, Ascomycota, Sordariomycetes, Ophiostomatales, Ophiostomataceae. The transcript is spliced from 4 exons.